CAAAAUUUGAUUAUCUAAAUGGAGCCAAAUUUAUUUGAAAUCAACGAAAAGGAUAUUAAAAAAGUGAUGAUCCAGAAAAAACAUCCUGGGCUUAUCGAGAAAUACCAACAAAUGGACUGUAAUCAGCUGAUCGAUGGAAUUUAUGAUGAAAUGAGGGAGAAGACUAAGCAAAAACUUCAGAAAAUCGAACAUUUACUAUACAAAAACGUUGAUAAUCUAAGGGAACAAGUUGAGAAGGAGAAGCAGAAAUAGAAGGGAUGCUAUAAAGUCUCAAAAUGAAUUACAACACCUGUACGAAGUAGGAGAUGCAGCAUUCUCCAAGUCACAGGAGAGGAUUAAAUACGAGAUUGAGCACCCUAAUGAGACUCCUAUCGAGAGGAAGUUAGAGCUUUCGAAGUUGUGUGAUGAUAGUUUCUUUUAUACGUACAAAAAGAAAGGAGUCUUUAUUUAUAAAUAAUGAUAAGAGAAAGAAUUUGAGUAAAGAUGAAGAGGAAAUAGAGGAGAAAGCUGAGAAUGGAUUACAUUUGGUUAUGAAAAAGCUCACAACCAAUGAAACUGCAAAUCAGAAGUUUAUUAGAUAUAAAAUUCAAAAAGAGCAAAAGAAGAGAUGUAAUAAUUUGCUUGAAAAGCUCAAAAGCCUGAAUAAAAAGAACUCGAAAAUAAAUAGAAAUUCAGUUCAGGGUGAGAAAGGUAUUCGCUUAAAAAUACCACAAGACGCUUUCCAAACUGAAUCAAGAGAAGAACCAAAAGCAUCAAAUAGAAAAUUCCACAGCAAAAACAAAGCUAGUCUAGAUAGAAAAAGUAGUAGAAAUUCACAAAUAAUGCAGUCACAUUCAAUGCUCAGAUUCAAGACCCAAAGACCGACUCAGAGAGCAAAGCGCAAAGCAUAUUUUAUAAAGGUCCAAGACAAAAGAAAUAUUGGAAAUGACUCUCAGAGAAUCACCUAUGGGCCAGACUCAACCACAAAGCAAAGAGGUUUUCUUCAAAAGGGCUAUUUUCCCAGCUCUAAAAACAUCACGUUCAAACUAAACACCACAAACGAGACCUCUAUGCGUCGUAACUCAGGUCUCAUGAAGACUAAAAUUUUCAGCUCUAAAAUGUUCACUCCUUCCUCCACUACAGAGUCUUCAUUUCCCCAAUAUCCAGCGUCCAGGCCGACUUCCUACUCACCUGUUGACCUGAGCCCAGUUUCCCAAAGAGUGACUUUCCGCAGGAAGAACCAGAAGAUCAGGACCAGGCUCUUCGAGAUCAUGCAUCAUUGUGAAGAAGAAGAGAAUAAGUCGAAAAGAGUCUUAAGGGAUUAUCAAUGCAAAUAAAAGGUGCAGAGAGUUUACAGAUAAGGAAUUUGACCAGACUUAUCAGAUUUUGAGGGAUUUAGAUGAUGUAAUUGAUGUCCAGAAAAGUGGCACGUUGAGUAAGAAGACUUUUAAGCAUUACCAAGGCCAUACAAAGCAGUUAGAGAGGGAGAUACAUAAGAUACUUAAGAAAAGCAAGAAUGAGAUGUUGGAAAGUUAGAUUGUGAUGUGAGCAUAAUAGUUCAAUUUGAGGAGUA
Molecule: messenger RNA, 1552 nt
Organism: Moneuplotes crassus
Lineage: Eukaryota; Ciliophora; Spirotrichea; Euplotida; Euplotidae
Source: the annotation of a GenBank genome assembly